CUUGCGGCGAAUUGUUGACUGCGGCGUCUUGGGAUGUGUCCCACCUUCUGCCAAAAAUGGUUUUACCCGCAGAUCUGCCUGGGAAAUCCGCCUGCUGUAAGCCUCGCUGGAAGACGCCCUCCCGCCACAGCCUCACGUGGGGGGAGUAGGCUUCCACCGAAUAGAGUCAGGUAAGCCUACACCCUCAUGAGGUUGUGUUACAGAACUGUGGAGAAGAAGAGGGUACGGGCCGCUCUCCUCGCAUCCGUUCUUCCCGAAGACUAGAGCAGGCACCAGCCUGCUUAUUUCCUCCAGCAGCCUUACUUGAUGACAGCUCCUGACUUAGUCCCGCCCCCCAUCUCUCUUCUUUGCUGGCCUCUGCCAUUUGUAUCGCAAUCGCGGAAGCAGCACUACUACCAGAGGUUUAACACCGCACGAUUUCGCUGCCACGAAGUGCGUCUUUCACACAAACACAAAUUAAGAUGUCCGAUGACGCCGCGGCACAGAAAGGGAAGGAAAAACCAACUCGUCCGGCCUUAAGAUUUUCUUCAAUUUCCGGGUUUCUUUUGCCAGAUAAGAACCCAGGGCUGCCCCUCAGACGGUCGAAGUCAACUGGAGAUAUCGACGAGCACGGCAACCCGAGGCAACGGCCUUCCGAACUCGCAUCCUCAAACUCUACAUCCGAUAAUGAGAGAAACGAUGUGGUCUCCAUUCCUUUUGGGGAAAACAUUCCUUUUGGGGGAAAGAGGAACAGCACGACAAGGCGGAAGUCUGGAGAUACAACCGUUUGGGGUGCUUUUCGUGGUGUCAUUAGGAAAGUGAUGAGGUUCUCUGAUAACAUCGCCGAUAUGGCGAUAGAUAUCAAAGAGGACACCAUAGACAUAUCGAAGACGGUUAUCACCGAAUUUAGUUCGGCGGGGCAGAAGAAAAGUUUGUGCAAAGACUGCCUCAAGAUGAGGUUUGAGGAAUGUCUUCCUGGACAAGGACCAGCGCCGAGCCGGGAGAUUUACGAAUAUAUUCGGCCACUUGAGCGCGUCAUUGUCCGACGAGGCUGGUGUUUGUUCUGUGAACUCAUCUUCCAAGUCCUCUGUCGUGAAGAAAACGAUCCUUUGCUCCAUCCACACGUACAGGACCAUAUUCAGCGUCCUCUAAAAAAGAUACCGUUCAGCGAAUGGGUUGAAAAGGCGACCAUGAUAAACAAAUUCUUCAGAAGUGAAGCAGUUUGGCCCUUUGGACUCAGCCGGGAAGUUCCUGAUGGAGAAGUCGAGGUGGAAAAGCUAUUCCACCCUGUUAACAAGAAUGAUGAUUCGGCAUCGAACGGAGGAAGUCCGAUCGUACCGAAGAGCUCUCAGCUUCUGGAUGAUAUUUCAGAUCCGUUCCUCAUGGGAGCUUUGGCAGCGGCAAAGGUCGCAAUGUUUGGAAGCACGGAUAUGAAUGACAGAGACAGGAGAAUUCUUGAAGGGGUGGACGGAGCGUUGACGGCUGCAAUGAUCUUCUCCAGUAAAAAACGAAAGCGGCUGCCUUGCUGGGUGUUGAUCAAGUUGCACACACGAGCCAGUACUGAAGCUGGACUACUUGCAGUGCAUGUUGCGGGACACAACCAGGAACCUCUGUCCCAGCUUGCGGAAAUCAGUAAGUUUCAUCUACGAGUCGCUACCGAUGUAAUCGAUCAGUCCGAAUCAACGCCAUCGCUGCGGUAUGGUAGAAUCCUACAGGAGAAAAUCGAUCUCUCCCUUGGAAAACAGUGGCUGAGUAACUGCGAACGUUGCCAUGUAUGUGGUCCUUUAUCUCUCCGUCCAGGGGAACAGGGAUCCUUGAUCCCAAAUUUUCGAGUUAUUGAUCUGCAAAAACAUCGCCUCCAUGAGUGUACCCCCGAAGGUGUCCAAUACGCCGCACUGAGCUACGUUUGGGGUGACUGGAUAUACCCCAAGCUCGACGACAAAACCAUCGAGAAAUAUGUCAAUGAAGGAGCGCUUUCGCCUAAAAGAGUAAAUCUUCCACAAGCUAUUAUAGAUGCCAUGGAAGUCGCGAGAGGAGUAGGUCUUCAAUACUUAUGGGUCGACGCCCUGUGUAUAAAACAAGACGACGAAAGCGAGAAAGACACGCAAAUUGGGCAGAUGGACAAAAUUUAUGCAAAUGCUGUCGUUACCAUUGUGGCAGCUGAUGGUGGGAAUGCAAAUGCCCCCUUGAAAGGCAUUUCGACCAAACGCCCGAUCGACCAGGUCGUGUCGGAGAUCAGGAAUGGAGUCAAUGUUCUCAUUCCUGUUGCUACUGGCAAAAGUCUGGCACCUUGGGAGAAUCGAGCAUGGACUCUUCAAGAGAAGUUGCUCUCAAAUCGGCUGAUCGUAUUUAGCGGUGGCCAUAUGAUAUGGCACUGCCGCAAAGUCGUCCAUUUUGAAGACAUGACUGCCAAAGAUGCGGUGGCAGUCUUAGGCUCAAACCUGGGGUACCCUCUACUGAACUUUGAACAUAGUCGGAGACGACUUGAUCCAGCUCCUUUCUCAAGCUCUUCACAAGAUGGUACAGUCUCUGUUGUACGAUCGAAAGCUUUCCAACAAUACGCGACGCUUGUUGCAGACUACACAGGCAGAAGAAUGACCUACGCAUCCGACGUACUUCGGGCUCUUCAAGGCACCUUGCCAACACUGAACCGCGUCUUCGGGCGUAUACAAGAAAGAGAGCGUGAGGUGUUUCGGUACGGGCUGCCCCAGCCUGUCCUUGAUGUUGCGCUGCUCUGGCAGCCAGAAGGCAAAUGUGAGCGUCGACAACAUUGUGAGCGCUGCAACCAACCCUGCAUGCCUAGUUGGUCCUGGGCAGGUUGGGUUGGGAAAAAAGAUUAUGGAAAGACUUUCUCACCUAGGACGGACCACGAAGGAGCAUUAGAGAAACUAGUUGAGGAAUAUGGACUAGAGAGAAUUCGACCUUUGGUUCGAUUUUAUGCCAGAGGUAGAGAAGGGCUCUCAGAGUGGCCGGCCCCGGGUAACUGUAGAGAGACGAAGGACUGGGAAUCCCAAUCCCCGUUAUUCUCAAUUCCACGUAAGAUGGUUGUCACACAGCAACGCGGCGAGGCUGCAGAGAUGGGAUUGCUUGCCUUGCUUGAAUCUGAUGAAACCGGCCUGAUCUGGAGAACAGAUCACUUACGGCCCUCCUGGAUCCAGCGUGGCCAGAUCCCAGAGCAAUGGGAAGCUUCGAACCCCCAGUCUCCAUUUGCACAGAAAGUAGAUAUGGAUGAGCAUCCCAAUAUCGACAAGUGGCAUCUGGUCUUCAGUACACAGAUCUCACAGUUCCAGCUCCACCGGCACCCACAAAUCCAGGGUAUCCAAGAUGAGACGGACAGCGAGCUAGAUGAUGAGCCAGAGUCGAGCAGGUCUGCUCCCAUGGAGCUAAUGCCUAUAUGGGACGUGAACAGUAAUGAGGUCGGAACGGUCCAGGUCCUUGAACCCGAGAAGAUCGUUGCCGGAAUGGACUACGAAUUCGUUGUCCUAUCUGAAGCACAGUAUUUUGGCAACGAGCUGAGCAUUGAUAUAGUCGAUUACCCACUGUAUAAUGUCAUGUUGGUCACGGCAAAAGAUGCAAGUAAUGUGAGGACGAGGUUGGGACUUGGGAAAUUGUUCAAGCAUGCUUGGAGGCUGUCAAAUCCUGUUGACGAAGUCGUUGUGCUUGGAUAGUAUAGGAGGGCUCACGGCAUAUGUAUGUUCUUGUAGGGAUAAUGAUGUUUGUGGUCUUCUGGAGGCGGGCAAUUUGGUUUCCAUUGCGGAUGUUCGGGUUAUAUCCUGGGGAAGUUUGUCAGCAUUUCUUACCUUCUCAUUUCUAGUUCUUCCAAAAAUGUCAAAGUGAUG
This is a messenger RNA of Hyaloscypha bicolor E, 3818 nucleotides long. RefSeq names its product HET-domain-containing protein. Bases 462 to 3647 code for a protein of 1061 amino acids. NCBI's taxonomy places the organism in Eukaryota, Fungi, Ascomycota, Leotiomycetes, Helotiales, Hyaloscyphaceae. The record is from RefSeq and is a predicted model, not a curated record. The transcript has a single exon.